UGUUAAAUUCUGUCAUUCAGAGUGAUUAAGUUUAUAGCUUAAAUUAAGCGUUUUAAAUUAAAACCGUUAAAUUCUGAUGCUGAUUUGCGAAACAGGAAAUUGUGAUAUAUUUCGAUAUUUCCUCAGAGCAUUAAUCAUUUUCAUUACAAACGUUUGUUUGACCAAACAGAUAUUCUUCUUUCGUACUAGUUAAUGGGAUUGUUGAAAAAUAAAAAUGGAAGCCCAAAUAAAGAAACGUGGAAGACCAAGACUAAGCGAAGAGGAAAGGAAACGGAAGAGGAUAGCCAGGCAUGAGGCCUAUACCAAAACCAGGGUAUAUCUCGGCAGCGACUUUGAAAGAUGGUUGAAAGUGAAGAAUGAGAACAGUUUGAAUAGUGACAGAGAAGUGGCUACAUUUUUGAUUGACAGUUUAUUUAUCAGUUAUAUGCACAACAAAGACCAUACAGAGGCUAAACCAGAUCCAUUAAAAACACACAUGAGGACCUCAACCCCAAGUACUGGAAACAUUCAACACAUUGAGAGAACAUCAUCCUUAUCAGAGGUUUCAGAAGCAGAGACUGACAGGAAAAACAUGGGACUUUGCCUGAUGAAGCUUUAUGUGACUCGGGAAAUGAAAUCAUCAGUUGAAAUGGCCAUCAAAUCAUUCUUCUCACAGCAAGGAUGGCGCUUGAACCAACCAGAUAUAUCAGGAUCGACAUUGGUAACAGCACCGAAGGAAAUACAUGUAGAACACACAUUGCAGAACAAUUUCAAUACAAAUGCACAAGAAGAGCAAUCAUUAACAGAAGGUAUAAAAAUCAAGGAAGAACCACCAGACUAUCACGAUGAAAGAAUGGAUACAGAGGCUGAGCGUAGAGAAGGGUACAUGUUUGUCUUUGACAAUUGGAACAGUUUGAAUGACUUUGAAAAUUGCAAAUUGAAACAUUUGAAUGACCCUGAAAAUUCACAUCUUAAUGAUUUGAGUCACACUUUUGUUGAAAAACCUAUUAAGGAAGAAUUUGUUGACCCGGAUAUGAAUGGAUCUAAAAAUGACAAAAAAGAUGAUGAUCCACAUGAUUUAAUGGGUGCUGUUGAAAUAAAGGUUGAGGUUGAGGAAUACGACAGUGAUGACGAUGUGAACAGAGGGACAUUAAUGAUAUCCCAAGAAGAGUCGAUAAUGGGUAAUCAUGGGACCGAAACGCCUGGGGAGGUCACACAGCCACCUGAAACAGAAGUGAAUUACGUGGGUGACACAUGUUCAAUGACCAAUGUGUCGAAGAAGUUUCAUACUAAGCGGACCAAAUAUUGAAUAUAGCGAUUAAACCACUGCCAGACUAGGGGAUGAGUGAAUGGACAAUAAAGAAGGUUUGGCGGGUCCAAUCAUUGUUCUCUCUAGAUGCAACCGUUUUGAAUUUGUGAAAAAAGAACAGUAGACAAACCGACAUCCAAUAUGGCUAAAACCCAGUGUUGAUUUGGAAAAUAGUGAAGAGGCAUCUAAAGAAAGUUCAAUACAGAUAACAUUGAAAUACAGUUUACCUGUAAAUUUGUAAGAAACCCUUGCGCUCUAAAGAAAUUUAAAGGGUCAUGUGAUUAGAAAUCAUGGCAGUUUCGGAUGAAAGUUGCCAUGUAACUUUUGUUUUCUAAUCAUUUUUUCUAUAUGUAAACUUGUUGACUAUGAAACCUGGAUUGCUACAUGUUUUAUAAUGUAUGAUAUUUAUAGGUAAUGAGUAUUCCUAAAAAAAUCCAAAUAAGAUUGUUCAUACGUCUAUUCCAGCUGUUGUUUUAUUGUAUGCGAUUGACAUCAUAUGCCAAUAUACUUACAUAAAACUCAUUUCUUUAAAGCUAUACAUAUUAUAUCUAAAACUUCAAUUUUAUUUCAGUUUAUUUUUUUUUACAUUAUUUGGCUGAGUUAACCAUUUUUGUCCGGUCAAUAGCUUUCUCAUUCAUGGUCGGAUUAAAAAAAAUAUGACAGAAGUUACUCCCUUAGCAUAAAAAUGUGUCGCGCUCAAGGCCAGUGUGCAUACCUUCAAGGUCAAGAUCACAGCAACCUUCUGAACUAAUUGUGGUCUGCCGAUCCAUCCAAUGUUUGUCUAGUCCAUGUCAUUCUCAUUCAUGGUCCGAUUUUAAGAGCAAAUAUUUGGCAGGAGUUACUCCCAUAGCAUGAUAGGGUGUCGCGCUCAAGACUAGUGCCCCUACCUUCGAGGUCAAAUUCACAGCAAUCACCCGAACGUAGUAUAUAUAUUACUUUAUUGGAAAUUGUUAAAAGGGUUUUCUGUAAAAACAGACAAAUUGAAUUUUUCAAAUAAAGAUUUACUGGAGUAUUAUAAAGCUAUCCAACUAUCCAGACUCAAAUUUGUAUCAACCUGAUGAAGAUUUCCAUGAUAGAUAUGUACUUGGAGAAUUAAAUACUAUGUCUGAGUAACUGAAUGAAUUAUUUACUCAUGCUAAAAUAUUCAUGGCAUGCACGCAAUUGAAUAAUGGUAAGGCAGCAGCGCCUGAUUUUUUAAAUAUGGUAUUAAUAGUGAUUGUUUUUAUGCCCCCGAAGGUGGGCAAAUUAAAAUCGCACCGUCCGUCCGUGUGUCCGGCUCAAUAACUCGUGUCCGGGAUGUAGCUUUUCCUUGUAUGUACAUAUUUUAAAAUAACUUGCCACAUGUGUUCCACAUACCAAGGCGACGUGUCGCGUGCAAGACCCCUGUCCCUACCUCUCAGGUCAAGGUCACACUUAGUGUUUAUUCACAAUGGAGUGCUGCAUAUAAGGACAUGGAGUAUAGGCUGUUGUUUCCGGGCUGUAACUUUUCCUUGUAUGGACAGAUUUUAAAAUAACUUGUCACAUGUGGUCCAUAUUCACGUGGUGUUUAUUCACAAUGGAAUGCUGCAUAUAAGGACAGAGAGUAUAGGUUUUCGUGUCCGGGCUGCUACUUUCUCUUGUAUUGACAGAUUUUAAAAUAACUUGCCACAUGUGUUCCACAUACCAAGAGGACGUGUCGCGUGCAAGACCCAUGUCCCUACAUUUAAGGUCAAGGUCACACUUAGUGUUUAUUCACAAUGGAGUGCUGCAUAUAAGGACAUACAGUAUAGGUUGUCGUGUCCGGGCUGUAACUUGCCUUUGUAUGGACAGAUUUUAAAAUAACUUGCCACAUGUGUUUGACAUACAGAGAUGAUAUGUCGCGUACAAGACUCAUGUCCCUAACUCUAAGGUGAAAGAUACACUUGUGUUUAUUCACAAUGGAAUACUGAAUAUAAGGACAUAACAGUGUAGAUUGUCAAGUAUGGGUGGUAUUUUUUAUGUUCAGAGGCAAUUCAAAAUAACUUGCCAUAUGUAUUUGACACGUAGGCAAGAUCAACUUUUCAUGUACUGACCUUGAUCAUAGGACAAUGUCACAUUUGCGGGCAUUCGUCACAUACUGCGACAGCUCUUGUUUUGAAGGCGAUUUGUACUUUGUUUAAUAAGUUGUUUAAUAGGGGAUAUUUUCCAGAAGGCUUUAUAGUUCCAUUACCGAUAUAUAAGAAAGGUGAUAAGGAUAAUGCUAAUAACUAUUAUUAAGUACUUUUGUGAAAUUAUUUACUAAAGUGAUAAUAAUAGGUUGAAUUUUUGGGCUGAAAAAUAUCAUGUGUAUAUUGAGGCUAAAGCAGGAUUUAGACAGAAUAUGGGUACUGUUGAUAAUAUCUUUGUUCUACAUGGUAUCAUUAACUACCCCGGUAGUUGUAAGAGAAUUACCCCGGUAGUUGUAAGAGAAUAAAAAGAGAUUGUAUGCAGUUUUUGUGGACUUUACGAAGGCGUUCGUUUUUUUUGGUAAGAGAUAUCAUAUAAGUAUAAGCUUUUAAAAUUAGGAGUAGGAGGAAACAUGUUUAAUUUUAUAAAAUCUAUGUAUUUAAAUGUUAAAUCAAGCAUUAAACUGAAUAAUACAGUAAGUAAUGAAGAUUUUACAUGUUUCUUGGGUGUGAGACGGGGAGAAAGUUUAUCUCCAUUUUUAUUCUCAGAUUAAAUGGCUAAGAAGAACAUUACAUGUUGAAUGGAUUCAAAUGUAUCGAUAUGCCGAUAAUGGGUAUGCUAAAAUUAUUUCUGUUGUUAUAUGCUGAUGAUAUUGUAAUCAUGGCUGAUUCUGAGAAUGAGUUAAAGAAAGGUUAAUUGUUAUUAGAGAGUAUUGUGACUAAAGUAUUGAUUUUUAAAAAUGAACGCAAUUGGGCUGGUCAAAGUUUGUGGAGUCCGAAGGCUGGUCAAAGUACGCGUGGAGUCCUUCGGACUCCACAAACUUUGACCAGCCCAAUUGCGUUCAUACCCCGAUAAUGACAUCAAUCCCGCAAUUCAUUACUUAUAUUUGCACCAAAAGUGCAUUACUUCAUUCAAGAAUUGUUAAAAAAUGCUUUAUUUCAUUUAAGGAAACCUUUCAGUAAUCCUUUUUUACCCAUUCUGUAAAUAAAACGACCCGAUUGUAACCGGAAACGUUUUAUCAAAUGACGUCACGAUAACGCGGGAAAAGAUCAACUACUUGAAAUCAUUUUUAAAAGUAAAAUUGAAACACUUAUGGCAACGAUACAUUAAACACUUUCUAAAAUGUUGAUUUAUAUUUAACGGCACCUUCUGAUUUAACGGCACCUUCUGACACAAAACAAACAAUCACAAGAUCAAAAAUAUGCAUGUGUAUUGUUAUGCGAUGCAUUGCGAUUCGAACAUAUCCGAAGAUGUUGCGUUCAUCGAUUGAUAAACGCAAGUGCCGAAAGGCAGUUUAUUUAGGGAAUGGAAGUUGAGGUGUAAAUAUACACUGAUCUCUCGCUGUCAUGUAUUGAUUUUACUCUAUAUGUAUACAAUAGUUAUUAGUUUUGUAUGCUUUGUGAAUUUAUAUAAGAUCUGUUCAUUCUUACAUGAACAUUUUACUUUAGUCUCAUCCACACAUUCUUACAACAGUAGACAUAGUGCUGGAAAUUUUGCUGGAAGUGCCACAGGCUGACAGUUUUAUAUUAAAUACUUUCUUUUAUCAAGCAAUCCAGGACUGGAACAGUCUUCCAAUAAAGUUAAAAGAAUUGAAAAAUAAGAAUACUUUUAAAAAAGAAGUGAAAUCACAUCUCAUUGUUGGUAUGAAAUGUGCAGAAAUGGAAGAUUUCCUAUUUUAUUAAUUGUUAUUCAUUUAAUCUUGCAUAUCAGUCCAAAGAUUUUUGUCAUAUUAUGCUAAAGUGUCAUAUGGUUUUAACAGUCGGUUGCAUUAUAACUGUAAAAGUUUGAUAUCAAACAUUUAAUCAUUCUUUAACUGGUCAAGAGUACAUGCAUGUUAUUCUUGUAUAAGAAAACCUAAUUUAAACAGCUUACAACUGAGAUCUUGGCAAAUAAUUAUAUUUGUCAUAAGGACCCCAUUGGAAAUAAGUUGAAUAACUUUAAUGGGUUAUCCUGUGUUAUAUAUUUGUCACAUUGAAUUAAAUCUUUGUUAACGCACGUAUGUAUCCAAAGCAUUCUAAUGAUGUUGUGCUUUAGUCUAGAUAUCAUCACUAAUACUUUGUUAAUCAGUCUGUGUUAUAACUUUAUGAGAUAUUUGGUUUGUUACUAUGACAUAUAUAUGCACGAAUAAAUCUAUCUAUCUAUCUAUCUGUAUAUUAUAGAUAUUGAAUUGAUCUCUUGACAACUUAUAUAUUUAGCGAGAGAUAGUUUAUUUUUUAAAAUGUAUACACAUGGAAAGUAUAUCUACAUGUAUUUCUGAAUAAACUUUCAAACUAACU
Molecule: messenger RNA, 5688 nt
Organism: Mya arenaria
Lineage: Eukaryota; Metazoa; Mollusca; Bivalvia; Myida; Myidae
Exons: 7
Coding region: 215-1288 (357 amino acids)
Source: RefSeq, a predicted model, not a curated record